Molecule: messenger RNA, 2714 nt
Organism: Salvelinus sp. IW2-2015
Lineage: Eukaryota; Metazoa; Chordata; Actinopteri; Salmoniformes; Salmonidae
Product: doublesex- and mab-3-related transcription factor A2-like
Biological process (GO): regulation of transcription by RNA polymerase II; sex differentiation
Cellular component (GO): nucleus
Molecular function (GO): protein binding; DNA-binding transcription factor activity, RNA polymerase II-specific; RNA polymerase II cis-regulatory region sequence-specific DNA binding
Source: RefSeq, a predicted model, not a curated record
UGUAUCUAGUGGCAAUCUCUUGAGUAAGUUAGUGUCUCACGCUGGUGCGAGUAUAGCAACCUCGGCUCCUUUUGGUGAAAUUAAGUUAAACAGGGGAGAGCACUCAUUUCUGCAAGUCUCUUGGAUUUCUCCUCGUAAAUGACGUUUAAAUUUCUGUAUAGAUUGUUGCAGAGAUCAAGUAUUGACAGGUUGCACGGCGUUUUUAUACCUUAUUAGCUAAAUUGACAAACAGGUMAUUUAUCUUGGUGAAGCUUUAGGUGAGGCUACAUUCCGUUCUCUUCAAUGGACAGAAAACACCGGUAGAAGAUUUCUUAAUAAGUUGUGCAGAUAUGUUGAAMACUAUUCAGCUGUUGUGAACAAUCAUCGAUACACCAUCGCGUUACUUUUUUCCAAUUGAUAGUAGAUAUUGGUCAGCGACAGGACAUGGAUCUGAGACCAGAGCUCUCCACGGCGCCGUCAGGAUCUCAGGUCCACCCUGGAGCCGGAGGGUCUGUCAACAUCCCCGUCUCCAUGGCCAGUAGCCUCCUGCGUGGUCCGAUGCUAUAUCGCACAACGGAGAAGUAUCCUCGCACCCCGAAGUGCGCCCGCUGCAGGAAUCAUGGCGUGGUAUCUGCGCUGAAGGGCCAUAAACGUUAUUGCCGCUGGAAGGACUGUAUGUGCGCCAAAUGCACCCUAAUCGCCGAGAGACAGCGCGUCAUGGCCGCACAAGUGGCUCUCCGUCGACAACAAGCUCAGGAGGAGAACGAAGCCCGGGAGCUGCAGCUCCUGUAUGGGACAGCAGAAGGGCUAGCUCUGGCGGCCGCCAACGGCAUUAUACCACCUCGUCAGAAUUAUGAGCUCUUUGGUUCUGUCAACAACGAAAGUAACUCAGAUUUAAGCAUGCAGAAGUAUGAAUUGUUUCCGAAGUCCCAAAUGUCGGCAUCAGUGACCCAGCAGCAGACGGUGGGCAAAUCGGUUUCCACUGACAGCGAACCAGGGAUCUCCUCCCCAGACGCGCGUCAUGGCUCUGGCUCUGAGAAUGGAGACGGAGAGUCGUUCAUCAGCUCUCCUGUCUCCAAGGCUCUGAAAGACGGAGAGGACACCCCGGGUUCGAUUAGCCCCCUAGGUUCUGACUCGGGUUCGGAGACCGACAAAGAUGAUCAAGAACCCUCCCCAUCAUCGGCCGCCUCCAGGCAAAUGAACCCAAUCGAUAUAUUGACCAGAGUGUUCCCCAGCCACAAGCGCAGUGUUCUGGAAUUGGUUCUACAAGGCUGCGGGAAAGACGUGGUGCAGGCCAUCGAGCAAAUUCUCAACAACAGUGGACAAGCCAAGGCCCCGGAGCAGGUGUGGACAGCAGAACGCAUACUCCAGAGCGCACAGCCUCCCCUCUCCUCCACUCCAAGGCCCAUGUUACCGGGAGCCAUGACGCUGAGCAACCGCUCCGCCUUCUCUCCACUGCAGCCAAACGCGCCACACUUUGGCGCUGAUCCCAGCACCUACCCCCUGAGCACUCAUCUAGGACUAAACCCCUUGCGCCUGGCCUACUCGGCCCACAGCAGAGGGCUCACCUUCAUGACACCCUACUCCACCACGGGGUUGAUGCCAACUCUGGGCUUCAGGCCGCCCAUGGACUACGCAUUCAGUGACCUCAUACGGGACAGGACACUCUUGCACAAGGACCAGGGGUACACCAAUGGGCUGUACAGGCCCCUCGGCAACAACAACACAGACAAACCGUGAGACUGAGAAUGUACAAUGUGUCAUGAACGCAGUCCUGUUGGGACUAUGAUUCAAGUGGACACAUUCAGAGAGGGACACUGUAUUUGUAGCCACAAGUGUUGAAUGUUAUGGAGAGAUCAGUAACGUGUUUGGCUAUUGCACUGCUGUACAUAAUGCUUUGCUUUUAGUCGGUUUGCUUGCCCAAAAUGGCAUCGGAAACCAAGCUCACUUAUAUAUAACUUUGUUUUCUUAGAGAUAGACUAUUAUUCCUUAUACAUAUGUAUUGCUAUAAAUCCCCCGCCAAGUGUGUAACCUGAAMAUAUCUAGUCAAACUAUUUUGUCUGAAAAUAUUACUUAAAGGGGUUGCAAUUCCCUAAWAACGGACAGGCAAACUAUUCAUCACACCAUAAUGUAUGCAGUCGCAUUAUAAUCGAGUGCAUAUACGGAGAAGAUACAAAUUCUAACUUCGAUAUGAUUCCUGUAAAUUGUAUGGUUUCGAUAUUGAAAAAGUGUUUGCGUCCCAACCCAAGUGGGUUGUUUGAUGAUCCUGGUGCAAUUGUUACUUUUACCUUUUCAUUCCGAGUAAUUCUUUUCUGGAAGAAAACAUCCAACCUUACUAACGAAUUAUUGCUCACUCUUUUUUAGUAGCAUACAUCCAUGCUUAAAAAAACGUUUAAGCGGGCUGUCUUAAAUUAUUACCAUAACGUGUAAAUUACUGACGUUGAACAUUUAAAAACGGAAGCUUAAUUGUAAAACUAUUGAUGUAUUGGCAUUCCUUUUCUGACUUAGUUUUUAUUGUUUCUCCAACAGUACAGUGUAUAUUGAAUUUGAUUAUAUAAGAUUAUUAUAUUACAGUUGACUUUACCUGUGUACUUGACCCAGCAUUUAUCAGCUACAACCGUUCUUCUCUAUUUUGUGAAAUUGCAUUUUUUGUCCUGAAAAGUCUAUUGGUUUUCUGUCACAAGCUGUACCGUCACAUGUGGAAUUGCUGGAAAUAAAUGUUAUUUUAUACAAAA